Messenger RNA from Zychaea mexicana, 3269 nucleotides. RefSeq names its product peptidase M16C associated-domain-containing protein. The transcript has 17 exons. Gene Ontology annotation, biological process: protein processing. Lineage: Eukaryota; Fungi; Mucoromycota; Mucoromycetes; Mucorales; Lichtheimiaceae. The record is from RefSeq and is a predicted model, not a curated record. Gene Ontology annotation, molecular function: metal ion binding. Bases 125 to 3133 code for a protein of 1002 amino acids. Gene Ontology annotation, cellular component: mitochondrial matrix.
ACAGGACCCGCAGGCGAAUAAGUCAUUGUCAGAAAAACAAACCCAGCACGUACUAUAUUCAGUCUGUAGAUGUAGACUAAAAGAAUUAUAUUGUGUACCAGCAGCACCUAACACCACUUGAGAAAUGUCAACACAACUUUUUUGCGCUUCGCGCAUUCUGCGCCAAGCUAGCAGAACAAAACUACCAACCACUCUGAAAAGUGCACCAUAUUCGUCUCAAACAAAACCACUUACACCCGGAGAUCGCUUACAGGGUUAUCGCGUUCAACAGGUGCGUCAAGUACCCGAACUGGAACUUACAGCAGUGGCGUUAGAACAUGAGGCCACGGGCGCCCAGCAUUUGCAUAUUGAUCGCGACGAUUCCAAUAACGUUUUUGCGGUUGGAUUCCAUACACCUGUUAGCGACAGCACAGGCGUACCUCAUAUUCUGGAACACACCACGCUUUGUGGUAGCGAAAAAUACCCUGUACGAGAUCCGUUUUUCAAGAUGUUGAACCGUAGUUUGGCAACAUUUAUGAAUGCUUUUACAGCGAGUGAUUACACCAUCUAUCCAUUUGCUACCACGAAUCCGGUCGAUUAUGCCAACCUUCGAAGUGUAUAUAUGGAUGCUGUGUUUCAUCCACGUUUGGAAAAGUUGGACUUUAAGCAGGAGGGUUGGCGUUUAGAGCAUGAAGAUCCUAUGGAUACUUCAACCCCGAUCACAUUCAAGGGUGUUGUAUACAAUGAAAUGAAGGGUCAAACGUCGGAUGCUAAUUAUUUGUAUUAUGUUCGCGCUCACGAAUCGAUGUUUCCUGGAACGACUUAUGAACACUCUAGUGGUGGCGAGCCUGCUCGCAUUCCUGACUUGACGCAUGAACAGCUGGUCGAAUUCCAUAAAACACACUAUAACCCAAGCAAUGCCCGAUUUUAUACAUAUGGCAAUUUCCCCUUGGAAGAUCAUUUGUCGGCUAUCGAAGAACGUCUAUCGAGUUUCAAGCGCGUAGAUGUACCCCAUGUAAAUAAAAAAGUGACGCCCUGGACAGAACCAAGAAAGAUGUCAAGCACCUGUGCAUUUGAUCCUUUGAGCCCACCUGAUAGACAGACCAGAGUAUCGCUUUCAUUUUUGGGAAAUGAAACCAAGGAUACGUUCGAGACAUUCUCUAUGCGAUUGCUGUCGUAUUUGUUGCUCGACGGCCAUGCUUCGCCCAUGUAUAAGGCUCUGAUCGACACUAAUUUGGGAUCCGAGUUCUCUGCUAACACCGGUUAUGAUAGCUCCACAAGGACGAGCUGCUUAUCGAUAGGUCUGCAAGGUGUCAAGGACAGUGAUGUUGGGUUGGUACAAGAACGCAUUUUAGCUGUUCUCAAUGACGUCAAAAAAGAAGGUUUUGAUAACAAGAGAAUUGAAGCGGCAAUUCAUCAAAUGGAGUUAGGCCAAAAGCACAAAACUGCCGACUUUGGCCUGACCCUAAUGCACGGCAUAUCCUCUGGUUGGUUCAAUGAGGUGGACCCUAUCAACCUUCUGGAAAUCAAUAAGAAUAUUGAGCGACUCAAGCAAGAACUUGCCACGGGCAACUUUUUCGAGUCGCGUAUUGACAAGUACUUGUUGAACAAUCAACAUAAACUUGUCUUUACAAUGCAACCUGACGGUGACUACUCUGCCAAGUUAUCUAAAGACGAAGAGCAACGAUUGGCCAGUAAGGUCAGCCAGCUAACUGAUACUGAUAAGGCGGAAAUCGCAGAGCAAGGCAAGCAGUUAUCAGCCAAUCAGGACAAGGUGGAAGAUCUCUCAUGUCUCCCGACGCUCCACCUCAAAGACAUAUCUCCCAAAAUGAAACGGACGGUAUUGGACCAUACUGGACUGUGCAACACGCCUGUUCAAUGGCGAACCACGGCAACCAACGGUAUCACUUAUUUCCGGGCGAUCAGCAGCUUACCCUCGAUACAAGAUGAUCUUAAGCUGUACCUCCCCUUAUUUUGCGAUGCGCUUUUAUCGCUGGGUACUCGAACACAGAGCAUGGCUGAGAUCGAUGAUGAAAUCAGGCUGUACACAGGCGGCCUUCGUGCUUCCACGGUGGUGUCCACCAACCAUUCAGAUAUUGACCAUAUCGAAGAAGGCAUUGCAUUGAUUGGCAACUGUUUGGACCGCAAUGUGGACAAGAUGUAUGAUAUACUUUCCAAGCUUAUUCUCGAAACCAACUUUGACGAUACCGAAAAGUUAAAGACGUUGAUUAUUGGUAAUGCUUCUGGCUUGGUGAAUUCUGUGGCAGAUUCCGGACACAUAUUUGCCAGAACCUAUGCAGCAUCAUCCUUGACUCCGGCUAUGCAUAAUGCGGAAUUGCUUAGCGGCAUGACGCAAGUUGCUUUUAUGAACCAGCUAGCAUCUACUGAGGACUUGUCAGACGUCGUAUCCAAGCUCAAGGCAAUUGCAUCUACUGUCUUGAAACAACCAACGUUGCGCGUUGCAGUUACAUGUGGUGACGAUGCCGUGUCGGCCAACGAAAGUGCUCUGUCCCGGUUCAUUUCGAGCUUACCCAACGAUGAUCAUGUGCCUCAUCAAGCACAACCGAGUGUCUUUGCGCCCAAGUAUAACAAGACAUUCUUCCCGCUACCGUUCUCGGUAAACUUCUCUGGAAAAGCCCUUCGCGGUGUACCAUACACACAUCCAGAUGGUGCCAAGCUUCAGGUCCUAUCGUCACUUAUGACAAACCACUAUUUGCAUCGUGAGAUCCGCGAAAAGAAUGGUGCCUAUGGUGGUGGUGCACGCUAUGCUGGAUUAAAUGGCUUGCUUUCAUUCUACUCGUAUCGUGAUCCGCGCACGUUAGAGACACUCCGUACAUAUGCAUCGGCAACGGAUUGGGUGUUGGACCGCAAGUUUGCCGACCAGGAAAUGACAGAAGCUAAGCUGUCCAUCUUCCAAGGCGUAGACGCUCCGAUCAGUGUCUCUGAAGAAGGAAUGCUGCAGUUUGUAAAUGGUGUGUCAGACGAUAUGCGACAACGGCGACGUGAGCAAUUGCUUGGAGUGAGUCAGAACGACAUCCGUGAAGUUGCCGAGCAAUAUUUGACGACAAACGAAGCAUCAAUGGCGAUCCUUGGCGAAGCUAACGACAAGUUACUGAAUGAUCCAUCGUGGACGGUCCAACAGUUUGGCCAAUAGACAUAGAAAACAAACAACAAGCUGCAAAUAGAAUUAUAAAAAAAUAAAAUAGAAAGAUAACUGUGUACACGUUCCCUCUUUGUAACCACAGCGACUGAUAAUGCAACUUAGAUUACAACAUAAAAAGAUAAAAAAG